Molecule: messenger RNA, 594 nt
Organism: Thamnophis sirtalis
Lineage: Eukaryota; Metazoa; Chordata; Lepidosauria; Squamata; Natricidae
Source: RefSeq, a predicted model, not a curated record
GAUCAUCGCCGAAUGUGUGAAUACGUCCUGGUCAAUUAUGGUCAGGCAGCGGUGUGCAGGAUGUUGAUGGAUCCAAACGCUGUCGAUAACCCCACGACAUCUGGGAAGGAGCAUCAGAAUCCUUCAGGACUUUGUCCCAUGGAUGAAGGUUGCCGAUUUUCCAGAAUUGGAUGCUUGUUCAAGGGCAACGCGGGAGAUCAAAAAGUUCAUGAGAAGAAUGCUGCCGGAAGACACCUGUCCCUGCUGCUCCAGUACGUCAAACACCUGAAGGGCAAUCCAUCCCCAAGAGGCAGCUUGUGCAACUCACCUUUGAUAGACGCCAAGCUUUGGAUGAAGUCACCUCUCACCCUGAAGAUUCAGGAUCCAGUGGGGGAGAGGUCCUUCUCUGCGUCGCCAGUGGAGGAGGGGGUGGUGAGCUGGUGCACCCUCUUGAGACGAGUGAAGAGGGUUUCUUGGCUGGAGACCAAGCUGCAGGUCUUUGAGAACAUCACAUCGGUGCUGAGCAAGGAGAUGGCCAUGUCUCGGCAGAAAAUCCUGGCCUUCCGUGGACAGAGGGGCCUUGACCAAGAUAUGAUUCGUGGCUUAGAGCUGAAG